Messenger RNA from Ichthyophthirius multifiliis, 783 nucleotides. RefSeq lists its product as hypothetical. The transcript is spliced from 10 exons. Gene Ontology annotation, molecular function: small GTPase binding. Gene Ontology annotation, cellular component: membrane; Golgi apparatus. Gene Ontology annotation, biological process: vesicle-mediated transport. Lineage: Eukaryota; Ciliophora; Oligohymenophorea; Hymenostomatida. The record is from RefSeq and is a predicted model, not a curated record.
AUGGACUAUAAAAUUGAUAAUGAUAGCGGAUAUGAUUAGCCAUAAGAUUUAUAUGGACCUUCAGAUAAUAGUUAAAUAUAAUAUUCUAAUAAAUAAGUCGAUAUUGAAUAUUAAAAAUAAAAUUCAACAAACGAAACUAAUGAUAUAAUUAGGUUUUAAAUGCAAAAAUAAUAACUUGGAAUAUGUGGAUUUUUACAAUUAGAAUACUAUUAGCCAUAUUUUAACAUAACAAGUAAUGAAAUAAAAUAAAGGGUAAAAAGCUGCUUUUUACCAAUAAAGCCAGAUUUUUUAAAUAUUAUCAAAUAAAAACCUGAUUUAUGGGGACCCUUUUGGAUAUUAACUACAUUGAUAUUUAUGCUUUAUUCAUGUGGAAAUUUAUCAUAAUAUAUUUCUGAAAAAAAUAAUUACAAAGUAAAUUUUAGUUAUUUACCAGUUGCAGCUGCUAUUGUUUAUAGCUUUGGAAUAGGAUUUCCUAUAGUUCUUUGUAUUUUGAUAAAGUUUUUUGGAGGUGAUGUUUCAGUAUUUGAAAUAAUAUGUCUUUAUGGUUAUUCCAUGGGAUGUUUUAUAAUUGUUGCUGUUUUUAAUAUGAUACCAUUAUAUUGGAUGAAAGUUUUAUCUCUUGUUUAUGGGCUUUUAAAUUCAUCUAUAUUUAUUGUAAUGAAUAUUUUAGGUUAAAUAUAAGAUAUUGGAAAUAAUAAAAAAUAUAUUAUUUUAGGAUUAAUUGGUUGUUGUUAACUUGGUUUGAUGUUAACAUUCUUAUUAUAUUUUUUUAAGUAAAGUUGA